UUUGAGCAAAUAAAUGAAGCUUUAAGAAGCUUUAUUUCUGGAAUUUAUUUAUUAUCAUUGUCAUUAAAUUGAAGUUAGACAGAUGACUUGAUAUGACUUGAAAAUUAAAAGUUAAAGACUUGGGCUUGACUUGGACUUCCACAUCAUUGACUUUGGACUCGACUUGGACUUGGUUGUCUUUGACUUGGACUUGACUCGAGACUUGACUGGAAAGACUGGUGACUUACUUGUGACUUGCAAAGCAGUAACUUGGUCACACCUCUGGAGAUUGUUGUGGAAAUUAAAGGUGUCCAGUAUGCAGUGCUGUUGCUUACCUGAGGGUGACAGCAUUGUAGCUUUGCACAUAAUGUUUUGUUUUUGUGUAUUUGACGCUCUUCUUUUGUCUUAUGGUUUUUUAUAUAGACAGUGAGCUGACUGAAUGUGAUCUAACACAUAACAGUCUAAAUUCUACCCUUAAAUCAAAUCAUAAAAUAGGUGCGUGGGUUUCCUCCGGGUACUCCGGUUUCCCCCACAGAUCACAACAUGCCCUAUAGGUUAUAAAUUGUAAGUCGCUUUGGAUUAAAGCGUCUGCUAAAUGAAUAAACAUAAACAUAAACAUAGGUACAAAGGCCGGUUUUGAUUCUUUUUCACAUUAAACGAGUAUUUUGCACUAGAAUAUAUUUUUUUUACAUUUACAUUUUUGUUACAUUUAGCCUAAUAAAAAAAUCACAUCGAUUUUUGCGACAUUUAGAAAGACAAGAUAAUAAAAUAUUUGAUCCACACACAUAAGGUUCGCAUCAUUUGUACACGGCGCGUCAGUUCAAUUGAAACCCGGUGGGAGAGUGUCAGCAGGGAGAUGUGUCUGUUAUUGUGUUAAUACUGUAACACGAUAUACUGUAACAGAAACUACUGUUGUUAAUAUCUAAGAACGUUACUGAAAACAGAAACGCUACAAUAAUUAGAAAUUGGACGUUUUUACUGCAGUUUUUGUAGGCACCGCAGCGACAGGUGCCCUGGAGAAAAGGAGCAUACCCAUACAGAAAAAAAAUACCGGAACUUGGUGCGUAACUUCCGUUCCGCGAAGCUGGAAAAUUGGCGCCGCAAAACAUUUAAUCAAAAGUGUUCAAAUCCACCUGAGGGGUUGUCGUGGAGAUGAUGUAAUUACCCGGACGUUUCUUUCGAUGUUGUGGAGAGAUGUGGAGAAACACAACAAACUGUGUUCCCGAUGCGCGUAGUUAGCUAACGAUGCUACCGGGGAGGUCCAUCAGUUGACAACAGUUAUUCCUCAAACUAUCAAAUCACUAAUUUCUGGAUUAAAAAGAAUAAUCGGGUUGCUGUUUAUCACUAUGAACAGGGCCAAGAUUAAGAAGUCAAAGUUACUCCCAGGGCCAUCUAGGGAGCAGCAGAAUAUUUCUUCCUUCUUUUUCUCCAAAAGCCAAAAGGCUUCAUCGUCCACAAAAGUGCCAAUCACCAGUGACGCACUCACCAAGACCGAUAUUCAGACCAAAGAUGGUGAAAGGCUGAACUCCCCAUCAAAGAGGAGCAUCCUUGGUGACCUGAAAAACCUCCUCCCCUCCUCCACGGAUCUUCUCAUCUCCGUACCCGAAACACCCAACAGUCAGAUCAGGCUCUCCUCCUCCGGAGAGGAAGACCAGCUGAGCCCAGAGCCAGCUAGAGAGGUGGCACUCGGAGAUAAAAACCGACACCUGUCCCCCAUCUGUCGCAGCCCCAGAGCUAAAGGUCGAAAACUACGAAGAACCAUGACCAAGGAGGGAGAAAGAACCAAGACAGAGGAUGGUCUGUUUGGGCCUUUGAAGAGACUCUUCAGUCCUCCUGAGGAAUCCCGCAAUGCCAAGAGAGCAAGGAGUGCAGAUGCUGUGAUCCACUCUGCAGGGAUCAUCCUGAAGGGGAAGAUGCCUAACCUCUCCAGUAACCAAUCACCUGGCCCGCCUGAAAGGUCAGAAGGUCACAAUGAAGGUAAACAAAAUGUGACGUCUGUGAAAUCAACAGAGGGAGAGAAAGAGCCACAGGAGGAGACAGACCAGGCAGAUUCUGGUAUUACUGAGAUAAAAGCACCCGACCCAAAAACCCACAAAAACCUGGAGAGCUCCUUGGAUAAGGAUACGUGCACGAUUACCACUCGUGCACAUGAACCCGGUGCACCAAGUGACUCGCAUCAACCAAAAGGAGGGGCGGUCCUAGAAACUACAGCAACACUUGAAACUUAUGGAGACAAAGGUACCCCUCCAGAUCAGGAACAAGCAAAUACAGGAGCGGCAGCCACGUGUCCCGUUGAAGAGGGGAUUGAAGAGAGCUGGUUUUCUGACCAGAUGGAUGAAGAUGCAGAUGAUAAAUCCAAAAAAUCUCUUAAAGUCCCGGAUCAUGUGAUUCUGUCUGGAGGCCUGAAUAACCGCUACGUGGUUGUGGAUGUGGAGGAGAGACCCGGUCGUAAAUUACUGAGCAUCUCCUGCUCCAGGUCUCUGUGUCCCACUGAGACCUGUCUGCUGACAGACGGAUGGGAGACGACACCGGUUUGCCGAGGCGAUGUGGUCCAUCUGGAGGGCAGCCCUGAUGGUGGUUGGCUGGUGAACCGGGAGCGCGGUUUCCUGGUUUUGCUGCCUGACAGCCUCGUCUCCGGUACCAGCAUCUCUAAUUCCAUCCGCUGCAUGAGACGAGCUGUGCUGGGAGACAUGUUCAAGAGUUUUGACGGCGGCUCUAAGCAGAUGCUCAACGGUACCAUGGUCCACGAAGUCUUCCAGAGAGCGGCCACAGCUAAAGAGUUUUCUUUGCAGAAACUGUCCGAGCUGGCUGAUGAAGCUCUGCACAGUCCUCGUUACCUGGGAGACAUGUACUCUUUAGGUGUGAGUCAGGAGGAAAUUAAGCAGGAGCUGCAUGAGUACUUACCCUCACUGGAACACUGGGCCAACGAACACCUCUGCCCUACCAACCCUAAAGCCAUCAGCCUUAAAACCAGCCAGGGCCAGGACUCGGCUUCUGUCUUCACAGUGAGUGAGCUGGCAGACAUAGAGGAGAACGUCUGGUCCCCCAGAUUUGGCCUCAAAGGGAAAAUAGACGUGACAGCUAAAGUUCAGAUCCAACGAGCGCCAAACAGCAGCCGCAGAAUUCCUGAGGAGAAAACCAUCCCUCUGGAGCUAAAAACGGGAAAAGAGUCAAACUCCAUAGAGCACCGCAGUCAGGUAAUUCUGUAUACUCUGAUGAGCAAGGAAAGAUACAAUCCUGUCGUCGGCCUUCUUCUUUACCUCAAGACUGGAAACAUGCACCCGGUCGCAGCCGGUCACAUGGACCACCGAGAGCUGCUGAAGCUGAGGAACACUUUGGUUCGUCACAUCAGCAGCUGUGUGGAGAAGGCGGCUGAUCAAAGCCGCCUUUCCAGACUUCCUGACAUCCUGACGGACAGACAGACCUGCAAGUACUGCCCUCAAAGGCUGAGCUGUGCUUUAUAUGAAAGAGCAGUGGAUACGAGCUCUGCAGAUGCCAGCGAGGAGGUUGUGCGUACUUUUCUUCAGCAGGAGACAGGUCACCUGACUCUGCCUCAUCUGAGCUACUUCUCUCAUUGGCUGCUGCUCUGCUGCCUGGAGGCGUCCACCAUGGAGGCUAAGAAUGGCCGAAAGCGUGUGUGGCUGCAGUCGGUUGAGGAGAGUGAGAAGACGGGCAACUGUGUGGGGAAUCUGCAGCUCAGCGGCCCGGUGGGGCUCCAGUCCGACGGUGUCUUCCUGCAUCGUUUCCAGCGCAGCAGCGUAGCCUCCCAGCAGGGCGUGACCAGAUACGGUCUGACCGGCGGAGAUCGCAUUGUCGUUAGCGAUCAGGAAGGGCGCUUUAUCGGCUUGGCGACCGGGUACCUCUGUGAGGUCAGCAGAACAUCAGUCAGCUGCACUCUGGACCGAGACCUGACAAAGUUCAGCAGGAUGUUUUUUCGACUGGAUGGUGAUGAGGGAGUGGUGGGCCUCAGCACGCAUCUCAGUAAUCUCUCCAGACUGAUGGAAAACAGCCAGAACAGCGAGCGGCUGAGGGAGCUGGUUGUUGACCUUCGUUCUCCAGAGUUCAUCACCAACCUCAGCUCUGUUCUGCCCAGAGAGGCUAAAGACGCCGUAGCCAACAUCCUCAAAGGUCUGAACAAACCACAGAAACAGGCCAUGAAGAAGGUUUUAUUAUCCAAAGAUUAUACACUGAUCGUUGGAAUGCCUGGCACCGGUAAAACCACAACGAUCUGCACCCUGGUUCGGAUCCUGCACGCGUGUGGCUUCAACGUGCUGCUGACCAGCUACACCCACUCCGCUGUCGACAACAUCCUGCUGAAGCUCAAACGUUUCCGGGUCGGCUUCCUGCGUCUGGGGCAGGGACAGAAGGUUCAUCCUGAGAUCCUGCCAUACACGGAGGAAAGUGUGAGGAAGAAGAGGGACGUUAAAACGCUCUCAGACCUGGAGCAGCUUUAUAACAAAGAGCUGGUGGUAGCGACCACCUGCAUGGGCAUCAAGCAUCCGAUCUUCACACGUCGGCGGUUUGACUUCUGCAUCGUUGACGAGGCGUCACAGAUCAGCCAGCCCAUCUGCCUCGGACCGCUCUUCUACGCCCGGAGGUUUGUCCUGGUCGGAGACCACCAGCAGCUGCCGCCGAUCGUUCAGAACCACGAAGCCAGGACACUUGGUAUGGACGAGAGUCUGUUUAAGAGAUUAGAGCUCCACGGUGAUGCCGUGGUUCAGCUCAACGUCCAGUAUCGGAUGAACAGGCAGAUCAUGUCCCUGAGUAAUUCUCUGAUGUACGACGGCCGGCUGGAGUGUGGAUCGGAGAGAACGGCCACAGCUCUGCUCACGCUGCCCUUGCUGCUCCCCGUCCAGUCGGAGCUUCUUUCCUUCUCUCAGUCCCAUCCGGAGCUCGACCUGUCCUGGUUACAGGCCACGCUACUGCCCAGCAAUCCUGUCUGCUUCCUGGACUCCUCGCUGGUUCCUGCUCUGGAAUCAGUGGAACAGGGAGGAGUGAGCAAUCAUACUGAAGCUGCUCUCGUCCACACGCUGCUCUCUCUUCUGAUAAAGGCCGGGUGUAAGGCCGGUGACAUCGGAGUCAUCGCCCCCUACAGGCAGCAGCUGAAGACAAUCUCCGCUCUGCUUCAGUCUCCCGCUUUCACCGAAGUAGAGGUGAACACGGUGGACCGGUACCAAGGGCGGGACAAAAGUCUGAUCGUUCUGUCGUUUGUUAGGAGCACCGCAGAAGAAGGAAACCUGGGGGAGCUGCUGAAGGACUGGCGUCGCCUGAAUGUGGCCAUCACCAGAGCCAAGCACAAGCUGCUGAUGGUGGGCUCUGCCACAACGCUGCGCCGCUACUCGCCUGUAGAGAAACUAAUCGACCAUCUCCAGCAGGAGAACAUGAUCAUCCAGCUUCCGCCUGCAGCCCACAAGGCCUUACCCAGCAUGCACCUCUGAGGAAGGUCAGAGGUCAGGGGCAUGUUUUUCACCACCCGUUCAUCUCAUAAUGAAGGAGCUGUGGCUUUGUGGCUCAGAUUUAAAUUAAUAACUACAAUUCUGGUGUUGCACUAAAAUGUUAAUUCAAAGAGCCUCUUAAAUCUUUCUAACUGACAAAUGGUACGAUGCGACCAAAUACAUUUUUUACUUCAUUUAAACCUUUUGCUCUCAGCCUGUUUACACAGAUUUACACUUGAAACGGUCGUAACCUUUACUAGGAGCCGGUUUUAUCAGCUGCUGUUUGCUCAUACACUGACAACAUUUACGUUGAUUAUCAUUACUUUUCUCAGGCAGCAAGUUGGUUUCACCAUCCUACAAGUCAGAUUAGCUCGUGUUUCUAAAUGUCUCGACGAAGGACCAAAAACUUUACCUCACGCAGAAUGAUUAGAAAUAUCUACACCUCUCGACCGUUUCUGGGCUGCGGUGCGUUUGAAGAAAAGCCUAUAAGAUUUUUGCAUUAAAACAAUCUCACCUGGAAUUAAUCUGGUAAAAUCAGUCUACAACUGCUGAGACAAACCUCAGCUUUUUUUUAAUGUUUUUUAUUAACAGUGCAUAUGUGUUGUAGCUCAGAAGCUAAUGUCAAACGAAAUACUUGCAUUACAGUUGUGCAGAAUUUGCAGGAUAACUGUGGAGGUGCUGAAAUUUACAGUAAAGAACAAGUUGUACUUUUUAAUUUUAAUAAACCGACGUUAACUUUUA
Messenger RNA from Nothobranchius furzeri (turquoise killifish), 6155 nucleotides. The record is from RefSeq and is a predicted model, not a curated record. Lineage: Eukaryota; Metazoa; Chordata; Actinopteri; Cyprinodontiformes; Nothobranchiidae.